ACAUCACCGGAGCUCACUCACUCUCCCUCUCUCUCUCCGAGUGUGAGGCGGUCUCGCUUUCUCUCUCUCUCUCUCUCUCUCUCUCUCUCUUUCUCUUCCUCUUGUUCUCUCUCUCUCUCUCUCUCUCUCUCAGUCUGGACUCUGAGGGAUCGGGAUAUUCUCACCAAAAGUACACAGACCUCAAAGCCACGGGCAUUCACUCCAAAAAGGACGUGGGUUGGAUUAUUACCGGCCGCUGAAGUUUCAUUUAUAUCUCAACUAUAAUGAAUCCCACGAGGAGAAAUGGAGCUCACAGUUUGUAGUUUAUUUUAAAAAGGACACAUCCUAAACCAGUCGGGCUCUCGUUUUUGCUUUCAUGGUGACUCGGUCUAUCAGGAUGAACUUGCAGUGGAGCAGCCCGGCAUCCUGCAUCCGCACCGGGAGAGUCGCGCACAAGCGGCUGGACUCAGACGAUCAGCCACCGGCCAAAUGCGCCAGGUUGAGCGCCGAGGCGGGGGACACACAGGGACUUCUCGGCACCUCUCCCGGAUCCCCGGUCAGCCCCGUCCCGAGCCCUGUCCUGGCGACCCACCAGGGGCCAUCCAGGAUAGGACCGUUUCUGCUUCUACCUCUGGCGGACCGGGAGAGCGUGCACAGCGCGAUGAACACAGACACUGGCGAUGAGCUGCUGUGCAAGGUCUUUAAUAUGGGGGUGUACCAGGAAAAGAUCAGAGCCUACGGGAUCCUACCAGCCCACAAGAAUGUGGCUGGCUUCAGGGACAUCAUCCUUGGAGAACGCAAAGCCUACGUGUUCCUGGACAAGGACUUUGGGGACAUGCACACCCUGGUAAAGAGCUGUCGCAGGCUGGAUGAGGAGCACGCCUGCAGGCUUUUCCGUCAGGUGGCUGUGGCUGUGGCACACUGCCACCAGGCGGGCAUCGUGCUGGGUGACCUCAAACUGCGAAAGUUUGUCUUCGCUGAUGAGAAAAGGACACAGGUGAGACUAGAAAGCCUCGAGGACUGUCGUGUCCUAGAAGACCCAAACGACGACUCCAUGACAGACACCCAUGGCUGCCCCGCCUACGUCAGCCCAGAGAUCCUCAGCGGUUCUGCGCCUUACUCGGGCAAGAUGGCUGACAUGUGGAGCCUGGGGGUCAUGCUGUACACCAUGCUGGUUGGCCGUUACCCCUUCCACGACCCGGACCCGGCCACGCUGUUUUCCAAAAUCCGCAGAGGCCAGUGCUGUUUGCCAGAAGGCUUGUCGCCCAGGGCCAAGUGUCUGCUCCAGAGCCUGCUGAGGAAAGAACCCUGGGAGAGACUCGCUGCGAAUGAGCUGCUCUCUCACCCAUGGUUCCACCAGCCGCCGUCGUCGCAGGAAGUGGCGCUGGGUGAACAGGAAGUGAGUUCGGCGGAACAGAUGGUGCCAUCCUUUGACGUGGAAGAGGAUGAUGAUCUGUUCUGCUGACGGACUCCAUUCAGCUGAGUGUGGCUGAGGGACCAAAACAGAGAUUGCAAUGAGGGAUCCAUUGUUGUCUUUUUACAUUGGCACUUUUUAGAAAACCCAUUUGUGUACUGUUGAGUGUACAUACACCCUCAAGCUUUCUACAAAAACUUACUGUACUGUAUUUUGUUGAGGUAUAUGUGUUACUUGCUAAGGGCAUUGUUCAUGAUGAUCAUUCAUUGUGUUUCUAUAUGUACAUAUUUGGUGCUAAAAGAAAUGACAAGGACUCAGAAUUUGCCAGAUCAUGUUAACAAAAUAAUCUGUGCAGGCUUCUAUGAGUGUAUCAUAGAAAAUCAACCCAUGGCAAACAGUAGUCACCAAUGCUUGCUCUCAGCCUGGACUCGCAUGGCUUCAGAAAGCAUUAGAAGAAUCCUGCUGAACGGGAGGCACGGAGACGUGAUGUUGUUCCUCUCACUCUCUGACCAGGCUGGAGGCUCCGCCGGCUGACUCACCGACCAGCUCGAGGAAGGCCUAGCACAAGCUUGAUGUCUCGCAGCAGGCAGUGUCAUAGAGUGAGAAAGAUGCUUAGCGGAGGACUGAUGUGUCACACUCAGCGGGGAGGCUACGAAGGUGCUUCACUGCCAAUCUGGCAACGACUCAGCAAAUGGAGAGCAUUUACAAAUCUCACACCAAGCGCAGAAGGUUGAGAAAGGCAGGGUGUUACUGGUGUAAAGCUCACAGAAAAGUGGGGAGAGUUUGUCACAUACACACUCAACAAUAAGCAAUGGCACUGGGCUAACACAAAUCUUUGUAAAUGGCUAACAGGGAAAGGAAGAAAUCUCAGUAAUUCUUGAUUUUUAACAGUUAAAAUUAAAGCAUUUAACUUUUUUUAAAACCUGAAUAUAUAUAUAACAUAUAAAAAGGUUGCAUCAGAACAGGAAGUGUUUAUUAACAGGGUCUGAUCUUGCAAAUUUGAGCGUGAUCAAUCUGUUUGGCUCUUCAGAAAUGCUGUGUGUGCAAUUAGCCACACCACACUAACACUAAUGCUUCUGAAUUCAAAUGAAAUGCAGAAAGGAUCUCUGGUUUUAAAGGCUUGGUCACAUGCCUUUGCAAGCAACAGAGAUGGUUGGAUAAAUGUUAUGCCUGAAGGCAUGCUACAGUAGGAUUUCAGUAGGAAAAGUAAAAAAAUACACAGAGAAUUCAAAUGGCACUUCCUACUGACGCAAUAUGAGUUAACGCUCAAUCCAACAAUGUUUGUAUUUUUUAAGAAAUAUUUUAAAUAUCCAGUUAAGGAAAGAAACAGAAAAAUGAAGCCUUUCUCAGUUGAACCGGUUUUUGUUCAUUUCUGUUGGAACAUAAUGUCAAGUUGUGUUGCUUUUACAAAGCUGAGCCGUGCUGAGUGUUGUGCCCGUAUCACUGUGUUUCAUAAACUGUAUGGCUCUGAAUCAGUCGCAGUCAGGCGAUAUUUGAUGUUGGUUGUGUGAUGAUGACUCAACACUUGAGCGUGUCUGUAGAGAAUGGUCCUGACCUUGGCUGGAAGAAUCCGUACUGACUGUUUCACCUCUUUAAUGGUACGUUUCCCCCUUCCUUUUUGUUUUUCCGUUGAAAGCUGCGGAUCCAUGAAGACUAGUCCUCACAGUUCUUGACAUGAUGUACCGCAUUCUACAAGAUUGUUUAUCUUGGAUUGUGACACGCGGAUGCAGCGCUUCAGUGACGUUGAUCCUUAGAGGCUACUGUACAUCUGCAAUCAGCUACAAUCAUUUUGACGACGGUACCAAAUGUGGCAUAUCUGAGAAGCGCUGUGCAUUAAAGUUUUCGGUCACGCAGUCGACUAAUAAAACGUCUGUUGCAGUUCUGUAAUUAUUUUCUCUCAUCUGCUCGAGAUACCAGAAUGGAACCGACUUGUGACAAUUUGAAUUGUUCCUCACAGAAAAGUAAUUUAAGAGAUUUAUGAUUUUGUUCCUGGAUCAUACAUGUAGAGUGAGUCACACAUUCAUGUGAUACGUAGAUUAAACUGACACGGGUGCACAAACUUCAUAUUGCACUGUGAAUUAUGUAUUUGUGACACAACCUAGAGGCUUUUAAUUGCCCAGACAGGUUACACACGAGAUAUAUUCAUUGUACAAAAGAUGUAAAUAUGUAUAUUUGAAAUAUGUGUGGAGAUGUUGAAUAAAGAUCACAUUUUUUCAUAUUCACA
Messenger RNA from Cottoperca gobio, 3617 nucleotides. RefSeq names its product tribbles pseudokinase 1 (gene trib1). Gene Ontology annotation, molecular function: mitogen-activated protein kinase kinase binding; ATP binding; protein kinase activity. NCBI's taxonomy places the organism in Eukaryota, Metazoa, Chordata, Actinopteri, Perciformes, Bovichtidae. Gene Ontology annotation, biological process: regulation of MAP kinase activity; protein phosphorylation; positive regulation of proteasomal ubiquitin-dependent protein catabolic process. The transcript has 3 exons. The record is from RefSeq and is a predicted model, not a curated record. Gene Ontology annotation, cellular component: nucleus. The coding region runs from base 356 to 1444 and encodes 362 amino acids.